Molecule: messenger RNA, 1100 nt
Organism: Varroa destructor (honeybee mite)
Lineage: Eukaryota; Metazoa; Arthropoda; Arachnida; Mesostigmata; Varroidae
Source: RefSeq, a predicted model, not a curated record
UUCAGACGUGAACCCUCUAUCCCACGAAGGCCUAUCGUCAGAGUACGGCGUUGUGACUUCCCUUGUACUUAGUCGUCCAAACAUGUAAGCCAGUGAACCUUCAUAGUACGAGGCCGUAUCAACAUAUUCGAGUAUAACACUGGCUCAUCUCAUCGUCGGCAUCACAACUGACGCUACGUAGCCUUCAGCAAGCCUUUUCUGUUGUGAGUCAUCGUAGAAGAAGACUUGUAGGCCUGUGUAUGGAUGGUUGGAUUUCAUCACUCAAAUUACACGACCAUGUAGCACGCCGAGACAGCAUAAGAGCGACAAUAAUUAUGGAGGCGACUGUCGUCGUGUCGAAUUGAAGAACAAGGUGAUGCGGCAAGGCAAGCUACCAUGAAGAUCAUGAAGAUGUGACAAGCAGAGAAACUCUUUGCGUGCGUUGUGCUUUUUUAUUCUUCGGACGCAUGUUGCGCUAGACACACGCUGAAGGGGGUGGCACAAGGUGAACAAACGUCUAAUCAUUAUGUGGACAUUUGUCAUUGCCGCUGUUUGUCUUCAAGGAUGCGCGGUCAUAACCCAUGCAGGCCCAUCGGGUACUGGCCGAGAAUGUAUGGUCGACGAGUCUAAUCCACGCGGUUGGUUUGAUCCUUCCAACGUAUACCCCUGUAAAUUAACUCAAAAAUGUUGUAAGGAGUAUGGAAAGCCUGCCUGUUGUGCUAGCAAACCCACAUCUGAAAUCGUGCAAGAACAGCUUUUAUUGUGGGGUGGUUUGUUCUCCUUUCUGACGGUGCUCGCCGUACUCAUCUAUUGCCGACGGACGGACGUGCGUCUGUGCGAGGGCCGAAGGGUGAACUGGUGCGGACGCAACCGGGUAACGCUAAACUUUGAACACGAGAAAUGCACUGAAAACCAAAAACAUCGGUGGAAAAUAACGGAAGCCAAGGAGGGGCAAGCAAGCCGACAGACCUAUUUACGAUGCACAAUCUAACAGGAGAUAGGAACGAACUGUCAGCCUAUUUACUCAGGACUCGGCUCGUUCCGCCCAGCAAAAGAUGUCAUUGUGGAAUCCAGAAACCAAAGCGUGCGUCGCUGGUGAUAUGCGACCGCUCCGAUUAAAG